Messenger RNA from Oryzias melastigma (Indian medaka), 2161 nucleotides. RefSeq names its product leucine-rich repeat-containing protein 19. The record is from RefSeq and is a predicted model, not a curated record. The transcript has 8 exons. Gene Ontology annotation, biological process: interleukin-8 production; positive regulation of non-canonical NF-kappaB signal transduction. The coding region runs from base 902 to 1996 and encodes 364 amino acids. Gene Ontology annotation, cellular component: plasma membrane. Lineage: Eukaryota; Metazoa; Chordata; Actinopteri; Beloniformes; Adrianichthyidae. Gene Ontology annotation, molecular function: signaling receptor activity; protein binding.
CUCAUGGGUUUUAUGUCGCAAGCAGCCGUAUCUGAGGACGUGCAGCCCUGCCAUAAAGUGCAAAUGUUUACUCUCUUCUUCUUAUCCCUCCUGGACAUUUCCUCCUCCUAACCUCUUCAGUCCAACAGCUUUUUGCUUUGUCUGAAGCUCAGGGAUCUUUAUCUAAAUAGGCACACGGACUUAAUCAUUAAAAAGAGGUUUUAACUCAAGGCUCAGUCGCUAAUUAAACUGCAUAAGAAUGAAAGUGAGGAGCUGGCUGGAUGGAUCAUAAAUGGUUAGCUAGCAGGAGCAGUCGCUGGAAUCUCACACAAGGAACAAGGGUCAGUGCUGUGCUGACUGAGCAGGUGAAGGGGUUCACCUCAGAGCGGAGGACAGAGUCAAAUGGAUUUAACAGCUGAAGAUCCACCAGCUGACAGCUAUUUGUUGACAGUUCACAUUGUUGAGAGUCAGCUGAGUGGAUGUGGAAACCUUUAGCUUCUGGUGUGUCUGUGAGGCUGGAAAUGCAGCCUGUGAGUGUACCGGAGCGGCCGCUUCAAGAUGGAAAUGUUCAACCAGGAGGUGCCCUGGCUCUGCGUGAUGAGACAGUGAAGUAUGGACUGUGUUGCAGCUGUUUCUCAGCAGUCAUAAAGCUCUUAACCCCACAGCACAAAUGUGUACAUUUUUACUAAACUUUCUGUAAGCUCCACUCUCAAUUAACUCAAUCUCAACCCGUAUGUCAUGAGUGCAUGUAACUUUCAAUUUCCUUACCAAUACUUCACGCUACACUUACUAUAUGCAUCACAAUGGUACGUACCAUUCUAUGACUCCCCUUGAAUUGACUGUACAAACCACAAAGGAACUACAAGACACACCUGAGUAGCUGCUCCUCUCUACAACCAACCCAGAAACCUACAGUAUCCAUAUGGGUCAAGCCCCAGAACUGUGGAGGAGGACAAUGGAGAAGACCUGUGGACCUUCUUUCUUCCUGCUGUGGCUGACGGCGCUGACAGUGCUGGCAGGAAAUUCAACUGUCGCUGCGAAAGAUGAGAGCCAACUGGUGGUGAACCAGACUGGGAUGAAUCUGCAAGUCAUCCCUGGUAACGACAACAUGACCGCCGUUACCACAUUAGACAUGAGCGGGAACAUGAUCACGCUGAACGAGAUGGACCGGAAAUCCCUGGAAACCUAUCCUUCACUGGAGAAGCUGUACUUAGACAACAACAUGGUCACUUCUGUAGCAGCUGAGUGCUUCUCCAAGCUCCCGAACCUCCGGCUGCUGUCUCUGUCCAGGAACAACAUCAGCAGCUUGAACUCGGAAGCUUUUUCUGGCCUGAAUGCUCUGACAGAGCUGGAUCUGUCCCACAACCAGCUGACGGAACUCCCCUUAAAGCUGACGGCGAGCCUCAACAAGCUACAGGUGAUUCACCUCCAAGGCAACCCCUGGAACUGCUCCUGCUCACUGCUAAGCACCAUGGGAAAGAUGACAGCCGUCAUUGGAGCUCCGAACAUCCUCUGCGCAUCUCCAGCAGAGCAGGCUCGAAGAAGCAUCCUGGAGGCUACAGCUUCGUGUUCCACACUUCCACCAGUCACUUCCUCAACGAGCCCACAAAAAACCACCAUCCCCUCCCAGCAGCCUCCUCGGUCGACCGUAGGGCUUCAAAGCACAGCCAAUCAGAACACCAGGAACAGCACCGACCGGCCGCCUGUGGGCGGGAACACGUGGAAGUUCACAGCGAGCGUGGGGGUCCUGGCGUUGACCACCUCCGUGCUGAUCGUAACUGCGGUCAAAGGACCUUCCUGGUACAAAAGCUUCUACAACUACCGCCAUCGGCAGCUGCGGGAUGAAGACGAGGAGGAGGAGGACAGAGACAACGCGUCAACGGUUUUCUCCGUGACAGGAGACCACCAAACCCAUCAGACGUUCACCUUUGAGGAGGAGCACAACCAGAUACAAGAGGAGGAGGAGGACGGGUUCUUUGAGGAUCCAUACAUCAAGAGGGAAGAUCCAGAACCAUAAGGAAGACGGGAAGUCGGAGAUUUAUUGCUAGAACUCUCUUUUUAUGUUUUUGACCACUAUUUGUGUGUCGAUGAGCUACGCAACCUGAGCGUGUCUAAGUACUGCCUGUAACUACUGGUCUACUCAAAUACAAACCAAAGCUGGGAGUCUGACAACAGCCAGUCA